CGAUAUAAACAUCGCCCCGUAGCUGCUUCACCCGAUUCCUCUCGAACAAAGAAAUCCCCUUUUCCUCGAUCGAUUCAGACGAUUAAGCCCUAGGAAUUUGCGAUCGAUCGUCCAUGGCUGCCUACAGGACGUUGGAGGUGACGCUCAUCUCCGCCAAGGACCUCAACGAAGUUAAUCUCUUCAGCAAGAUGGACGUCUACGCGAUCGUAUCCCUCGCCGGCGAGCCCCGGUCGGCGCAGCGCACCCCCACUGAUAAAGAUGGCGGCAAGAAUCCCUCCUGGAAAAACGCCACCGUCCGCUUCUCCAUCCCCGUCGACGUGGCCGCCGCCUCCCGCCUCGUCGUCCACGUCGCUCUCAGAUCGGAACGCUCCCUCGGGGAUCGGGAGAUCGGCGAGUUGCACAUCCCUCUCAAUGAGUUCUUCGGCGACGGGGGCGAUAAGAGUUCGUCCCAAUUCGUUAGCUAUCAGGUUCGCAAGCCCAACUCUGGAAAGCCCAAGGGCGUUCUCAACCUUUCCUACAAAUUUUGUGAGCCUCCCGCCUCCGCCGACAAUGCAAACGCUGCCAGUGCGCCGCCUGCGCCCGUAGGCUAUCCUGCGCCGGGGAGCAGUGCCACUGCGUACCCACCGCCGGGGAAGGAUUCCAAGGUCGGGGAGCCAGUCACCGCCUACCCUGCGCCGGGGAGCAGCGCCAGCGCUUACUCCGCUCCUGGAAAUGACUCUAAGGUCGGACAACCCGCCACCGCCUACCCGCCUGCUGGUGCACAGGGAGCCUACCCUCCUCCCUAUGGAGCUCCUCCGCAAUACGGCUACUCGGGGCGUCCUGCCGGGUACGGGUACCCACCUCCGACCCAGUACGGAUAUGCACCUCCUCCGGCAGGGUACGGGUACCCUCCGCCACCGGCGCCUCAGUAUGGGUACGCGGCCGCCGCGCCGCCAAAGAAGAACAAGUUCGGGGCUGGGCUAGGUGCAGGUCUUCUAGGCGGCGCCAUCGGCGGCCUCCUUUUAGGGGAAAUGGUGUCGGAUGCAUCAGAGUACGACGCGGGAUACGACGCCGGCUUUGACGACGCCGGGGGAUUCGAUUUCUAAUGACGCCACUAAAACCGUGCUCCGAUCACUCUCGUGUUGCUUAUUUCCUUUGCCCUUGAUAGUGCGCUGUUCCUGGUUCAUCAAGAAGAAAACAAAAGCUUGGAUUUUUUUUUUUUUAAUUUUGGGAAAAAGUUGUAAUUUUGGUUUUUAAAAUAAGAGGUUGGGGCUAGCUUGUGAAUUGUGUAUUAUGAUACCCUUUGACACCUUAAGUGCACUUUGAAAUUAA
This is a messenger RNA of Zingiber officinale, 1311 nucleotides long. Its product is annotated as protein SRC2-like. The transcript has a single exon. Gene Ontology annotation, biological process: defense response. The record is from RefSeq and is a predicted model, not a curated record. Bases 114 to 1085 code for a protein of 323 amino acids. Lineage: Eukaryota; Viridiplantae; Streptophyta; Magnoliopsida; Zingiberales; Zingiberaceae.